Danio aesculapii is the source of this 8537-nucleotide messenger RNA. It is a transcript of the gene evpla, whose product is annotated as envoplakin a. NCBI's taxonomy places the organism in Eukaryota, Metazoa, Chordata, Actinopteri, Cypriniformes, Danionidae. Gene Ontology annotation, cellular component: membrane; cytoplasm; cytoskeleton. The record is from RefSeq and is a predicted model, not a curated record. Gene Ontology annotation, molecular function: cadherin binding; structural molecule activity. Bases 132 to 6059 code for a protein of 1975 amino acids. Gene Ontology annotation, biological process: wound healing; intermediate filament cytoskeleton organization. The transcript has 22 exons.
UUACUGCUAUGUGACAGUUCUAGAGAGGCAGAGCUUGUAAACGGAAAAGUUUGUAGAAAUUAAGGAGAAGCAGGAGUGAGAUUUACAAACACACCUGGAUCAGAAGGUGAACUUAACCUUAAACUUUUAGGAUGUUCAAGAGGAAUAAAGACAGCACAGUGAAAGAUGAUUCCAAGAUAAACAAAACACAGGUGAGCAGUCUGGCCUUGCUGAUUGCACGUAUGCAGAAAAAUGCAGACACUGUUGAGAAAGAUGUACUGCGCGCAGAGGAGCUGCUGCUCAUUGAUGCUGACAAUGAGAAAAAUAAUAAGAUAUUACAGCAUCAGAAGGAAACGGCAGAUCUCUUAGGCCGGGCAGAAGGACUCCUGAAAGAUCUGUUUUUGGAUAUGGACAAAGCCAAGAAACUGCAACACCCUCAGGCAGGAGAAAUAGAGAAUGAUGUCAGUCGCCUUCAUGAGCGUUGGCUGAAAGACUGUUCCCUUUACCGAGAGCUGUAUGAGCCAUUGAACGAGGUGGAACUUCAGCCAAGAAUUAACUGGGCUCUGGUACUAAACCAAAAACAGAAAGAUGCAAGCAAAGAGGAGUAUGGCCCAACACUGGCUGACCUGAAAAAGCAGAUCGCAGCUCAUAAUAUCCUUCAUAAAGAGAUUGAGUCUUACAACAAUCAGCUAAACCCUGGAUCAACCAGUUCUCAGGAGGAAUAUGCUGCCAUUAAGAAACAAUAUGCCAACCUACUGGAUAACUCAAAAUGGCGACGUCAUUAUCUCAACAGUCUGUAUGACUACAUGCAAGACUGUGACAAGGAGGUGGCAUACAUGAAGGAAGAGCAGAACAAGAUUCUUAAACAGGACUGGAGUGAUCAGCUGGUCGACCAUGCUGAUGUUCGCAGACAGUAUGAGAGCUUCAAGAAUAACAGUCUGCUGGCCCAUGAAACUGAGGUCAACAAAUUGCAGGAUGAUGGUGACAGAUUGAUUGAGUUGAAACAUCCUGCUGCCAGCACUGUGCAGGCCCAGAGAGACACAGUAAGAAAUGAAUGGCAGAAGUUUCUGAAUCUUUGCAUCUGUCAGGAAACACAUCUGGACAAUAUAGAGGAAUACAAAAAGUACCAACUGGAUGCAGACACCUUGUCUGAGUCUUUGUCCAAGCUUGGCUCCACUGUUGAUGCCAAAACAGUCAAUGGCAAAACCAGCACGGAAAUUCAGAUGCAGCUUCAGGGUGAAGAAAGACCUUUACAGCGCAACGAGCAGCUAUUGGCUGACAUGAGAAAGCGAAGCACUACAAUCAUUCCAUUAAAACUUCGCCGCACUCCUCCAAGCAAAACUACUACGGUUGAGUCUCUAUGUGACUGGAAAACUCCUAAGGCCACAUUAAACAGAGGAGAGCUGUUCAAUCUAAAGUCCAACACAGACAAUGACAACUGGGAAGUUCAGUCCAGUGAUGGGACUAGCCAAAAAUUUCCUGGAGUUUGCUUUAUGAUUCCUCCACCUGAUCAUGAGGCUAUUAAUCGAGUUGACCUGCUUGGGAAGGAGUUAGAAGAUUUAAAGAAAAGACGGGCUGCACUGAGAACUUUGCAGAACAAUCAACAAUCCAAAGCCACUUUAUCACAGGCUCCAGUUCCUGCUCCCAGAGCUGAGGAAAAUCCUAAAGCUGCAGUGCUGGCUAACCGUCUAAACCAAAUGGAUAAAGAUCUAGGUAAAGUUGAGAUGGACACUCUGAACUGUUUAAGAAGCCCACUAAACCGCACUGACCCUGCCACAGACCUUGCUAAACGUCUGCAGGAGCAAGAGAAAACAACUGCAGCACUUCAGCAGCUGGAAAAACAGAGGGUUGCAGCCCAAAUGGAAAUGGAACCUCUACUUUCAAAAGACUCAAAUGGGCCAACUUCCUCUACUUUACUCCAAAACCUCAGUGAUGCCAAAAAUAAACAGGAGAGUCUAGCUGCUCUGAAUAGUCUCUACAAAAAGAAAGCAAAUGCCUCUAUGGUUUUGGAGAGACAGCUUAGGCAGAUGGACAACACUGUCUCAGGCUUUGAGAAACAGCUAAGUGAUGAUGGUGCCAUUCCUGACAAGCCUAGUGCCAUUCAGACACGUACACAGGAGAUUCAGGGUUUAAAAAGAGACAUUGCUGGUUCUCAAAAUGAGAUGCAAAAGCUAAGUGAGGAACUAGAGGCACUUAAGAAGCUAUGCAGUUCACUUCAGCAGGGUUACCAAGAAUACUGCCCUGAUGUACGCAGACAGGAAGCAGAAGUGAAGAAUCUUCAAAGCCGAUACUCCAAUGUGAUCAACCAGCUGAGUGAAAGAGAAAGGCUUUUGCAGGAAGCUAACACAAAACAUCAGGACUUUCAAAAUGUGAGCCAAUCACUGAGCUUACUCUUAGAUAAUUUACCGGACAACAAGGUUAGCCCCAAAGAUGAUUUGUCUCAAAUCCAAGCCAAGCAGAACUCUCAAAAGAGGGUAAUAGAAGACAUACAGAGGAAAGGUGAUGACAUGAACAGAGUAGUUGAUCUCUCCAAGGAUCUCCAAAAUGUUCUCAACGAAUAUGAGGUGAAUUGUGAUAAGUACAAAGCUAUUCUUGAUGACACAACUGUGACAAAUGCUAAAAGGCUUCACACCUCUACCCUAGCAAGCUCUGUUGCUAAACAGGAGAAAGAUCUUACUAACCAGUAUGCUGAGACCGCUGCUGAGAGUGACCAGUUACUCAAACAAAUAAACUUUGCAAAGGGCAUUGUGACUGAGAAUGUGGAACAAGUCAACACUAUACAACAACAGCAACAACAGCAGUUGCAACAAAAAGCCUCUGAGGACACUGAAGUUCUUCAGAAAGAAUUAAAGGAGGAAAUUGCCAAACGUACUAAUGCAGAGAAUACACUGGGCACCAUCAAAAACAGAUAUUUAUCUCUGAAGAGCAGAAGAGGAAUAGAGCGAGUUGAGGAGAAAGAGAUACUGCAGUAUUACCGUGACCCAAAACUUCAGGCCAGCGUGGACGACUUUCAAAAAAAGAUUCAUGAAGAAGCAUUGAAACGCACCAAAACACAGAGUGAGAUUGAGGUACUGAACAGAAAGAUCACUAGCCUAGAGAGCGAACUUAAGAACACCAAGCCCAAGCUAGUCACAAGAGAAGUGACAGAGGUAGAGAGAGACCCUCAACUAGAUGUGGAAUCAUCAAACAUUCAUGAAAGCAUAAGCAAAUUGAGUAGGGAACUAAGAGUUAAAGAACAAGAGAAGGCUAAGCUGCAAACAGAGAUGACAAUUUUAGAGCAAAAGAAGCAAAACAUAAAAGAGAAGGUGAUGCAAAAGGAAGUGGUUAGACUUGAAAAAGAUCCAGAAAUGUUGAAAGCAGUUAGAACAUUUGAGUUGGAUAUCUCAGAUGAAGGAGAAAGGUGCAAGUCACUGAAGAGUGAAAUCUCUCAAACCAGGAGUAAUAUAAGUUCUCUUGAGAGACUCAUCCCAACAUUGGAGCCAAAAGUGGUCACAAAAGAGGUAAAAAGAGUGGAGCAGGACCCUGUACUUAUAAUGGAGUCCAAAGAGCUUCUAACUAAAAUAGAAGAAGUGAGAAAUGAGAACAAAAGUCUCAUGUUUGAGCUUAGUAACUUUCAAUCACGUCAUGUCCAGAUACAACAGAUGAAGCCCAAAGUGGAGGUCAAAGAAAUCAUAAAUGAAAACUUCAGAGUGGCCCCUGAAACAGAAGCAGAAAUGCAACGCUUGAGAAGAGAGCUUCAAGACAACAGCAGGCAGGGCUCAGACUUUGAGAGACAAAUUAGCUUUGUCAAAACAGAACAUGCAGCUCUUCAAGCACAGAAACCCAAGGUUGAGUACAAGGAAGUAGUCCAGGAGGUUGUAAAAGAGGAACGAAGUCCUGAGAAUGUUAGAGAGAUACAGAGGCUUUCUGAUCAAGUAUAUUCCCUGCAAAAAACCUACAGCAAUUUGCAAAAUGAUCUUAUUCGUUUAAGAAAAGACAGGGAUGAGUGGAAAGCUGAAAAGUCAAAGGUAGAGACCAAGAUUGUCACUAAAGAGGUAACAAAGUAUGUUGACGACCCACUUCUAGAGAAAGAAGUUGAUCGUCUCAGGAGAGAGGUCCGCGAGGAAACUCAGAGGCGCAGAACAAUAGAGGAAAUGGUGUUUGAUCUUCAGAAUAAAUAUAUUCAGCUUGAGAGACAAAAACCUGAGGAAAAAGUUGUAGUACAAGAGGUAGUGCGUCUACAAAAGGAUCCAAGGCAGAUCCUUGAUCAUGAUAGGUUAGGAAGGAACCUAGAUGAAGAAGUGAAGAACAGGAGAAAACUAGAACUAGAGGUACAGCAGCUGAGAGCACUUAUAGAAGACAAGGAGAUAGCAAUCCGGAGCAGUGAUGAAAAGCAAAAAAAGAUCCAGGUGGAAACUGAGCUGAGACAAAUUAAAUCCAGAAUUCAUGAGCUAGAAACUGCCCCACCUCCUAUUGAAGAGAACAUAGUCAUAGAGGAAGUUCUGAAAGUUGAAAGGGAUCCAAAACUUGAUAAACUGACAAAUGGUCUUCGCACAGAUAUGGAUAAAGAAAGCAGUGACAUUAUGCGUUUAGAAAGAGAUAUCAGGAAAUUGGCACUUGAUAUUGAAAUCUUGCAGCGAGAGAAGUCAGUUGAGAAGACCAUCUAUAAAGAGGUUGUUCGUGUAGAGAAAGAUCAAGCACUUGAAGCAGAACGAUCCCACCUUAGAGACCAGUUCCUUCAGGAGAAAAAUGUUAGACGAGACCUUGAGGAUGAACGCCAUCGUCUAGAUGAGAAACUACAGCAACAAGCAAGCAAAAAAACAACAAUGUCGCUGGAGGAGACCAACCUAGUUCAUGAUCGGGACAAGCUGCAAAGAGAAAAAGAAAACCUUCAGAGAGAACUGAGAUCUUUGGAAUCUGAAAGACAAAACAUCACCAUCUCCUUCCACCAGCAUUCUAGGCUGAUGAGUGAAAGAAACCAAAUGAAUAGGCAAAGAAGCAUUAAAAUGGAAUCAGAUGGUCAGAGGCUGGAAAGGGAGAUCCUUGAUGAAAAGGACAAAAUUCACAAACGAGAUAACAUCAUUAGGGAGCUGCAGAACAGUUUAAGGAAGGAGGAUUUCUCUGAGAUGCGCACUAAAGAAGUCAACGUUUCAACAAAGAUAAGCAUCUUGGACCCCAACACUGGAAAAGAUAUGUCACCAUAUGAUGCCUAUAUGCAAGGCUUCCUCGAUCGCAAUAAAUACUUACAGUUACAAGAACUGGAGUGUGACUGGGAGGAAAUCACCACAAUGGCACCCGAUGAUGAGAUAUUGGUUUUGCAAGAUCGCAAGAGUGGUAAACAGUACUCCAUCAAAACUGCACUAAAAGAAGGCAAGGUGACUAAAUACCAACUACAACAGUAUAAGGAUGGCAAAAUGCCUAUUUCAGAGUUUGCUCUUCUUGUAGCUGGUGAAAAAAAAUCAUUGUCAUACACUCCAGUUAACAGCCAAUUGACUCAACAGCUUAAAGAAGAGUUUCCUGUAUGUGGUGUAUAUGAUGUACACACAGAUUCAUGUGUAAGUGUGCGCAGUGCCAUGAGUCGAAAGAUGAUUGACACCAACACUGCCCAAAAGCUUCUUGAAGCACAAGCAGCAACUGGAGGUAUCGUGGACAUCAGCAAUGGAAUAAAAUAUUCGGUACACAAAGCAGCUGAUCGAGGUCUGAUUGAGUCUAGUCAGCUACAGAGGUUACUAAAUGCUCAAAAGGCCUUCACCGGAGUUGAGGAUCCUAUGACCAAAGAACGUCUGUCGGUUGGAGAGGCUGUACAAAAAGGCUGGAUGCCCAAAGAAAAUGCGAUGAGAUACAUGGAGGCACAAUUUCUGACAGGCGGGUUGGUCAACCCCAACAAACCAGGAAGAGUUAACAUUGUGGAUGCAGUCAGCUCUAAGAUGAUUGACAGUACAAUGAUGAGAGAGCUGCAGGAAGAGAUCAAUUAUGCUAAAGAGCUGACUGAUCCAAUCACAAAGGAAAAGAUCAACUACAAGCAAGCUUUGGCUCGUUGUAAGAUAGACCCACUCUCAGGUCUUCCAAUGUUUCAUGCUUCCUCCAAAAAUUCUGUCUAAACUUCCUUAUAUUUCAGUCAUACAUAGCCACUCAUAGUCUACAUUGGUUUACAUAAUGUAUUCAUUUAAUCCAUUAACUUGUUUCUGUACUAUCAACAUAACAAUUUCUCCUUGUCAUACAAAAAACAAAAACAAAAAAAAAGACCCUCACCAAUUGCGUUUCAUGGGUGUGGUAGGUUUUUUUACAUUCGUUUUGCCACAAAUUUCAGAACCUUGGUUUCAAUUUUCAAAACUCUAGACACAAAAUUCACAACCAUUGCUAAAAUUGCACAAUUUUUUUUUAUUCUUGGAUGAAAUACACAUCAAAUACACUAUAAUCACCUUUUCAAUAUAAUACAAUUAAACAUCAAAUUGAUCCCAUUUCAAUAUGCAACUCAAACAUUACAUUUGAAACAACUGUGCAUUUAUUUAAUAAACACAAUGUAACUAUCAACUGAUACAACCUACGGUGGCCGAGAGAGCUGAGCACGCUGCAAUUUAAGAAAGCACAUGCAAUCACAAAAAAACACCAGCAAAUUAAUAAACGAUCUUCAUCAAUUUGACAGCACACGUGCUGCAAAUUCUCACAACACAAACAACUGAAGAAAGGCGGAGCAAUUGGUCACAACACAAACAUUAAUAAAAGGCGCUGCAUUUCACACACAACACAAACAUGAAUAAAACGCACUGCAUGUCACACACAACACAAACAUUUUAUUAAUGUUUGUGUUAUGUGGAAAAUACAGCGUGUUUUAUUUAUGUUUGUGUUGUGUGGAAAAUUCAGCGUGUUUUAAUGUUUGUGUUGUGUGGGAAAUGCAGCGCGUUUUAUUUAUGUUUGUGUUGUGUGGGAAAUGCAGCGCGCUUUUUUAAUGUUUGUGUUGUGUGGGAAAUGCAGCAUGUUUUUUUUAUGUUUGUGUUGUGGGAAAUGCAGUGCGUUUUUUAAUGUGUUUGCGUUGUGAGGAUUUGCAGCAGGUGUGGUCAAAUGGAUGAAAUUUUCGUAAUUUGCUGGUGUUUUUUGUAAUUACAUGUGUUUUCUUAAAUUGCAGCACAUUAAGCUCUCUUAGCCACCAUAACAAGCACUCAAAAUGAUAAAUAACUUUUGCAUUACUCUCGAAGCAGGGAAACUGAUGUACAAUAUUACAAGUUGAGAUGAUGUAAAUUUCAGGAUAGAUCAAAUGACAUCAGUUACCACAGAAGAUGACCAUCUGGACUACAUUAUCACAUGGAUUUCAUCCUUAUUUUAUAUAGAUAUGGUUUCUAUGUUUUAUGUACCACUUUUGCAGACAAUGCUUUCAUACUUGACAUUAUUGUAUAAAAAAACCCCUCAAUCACAGCAGACCAAUGUCAGGCCUGGAUUCACAUUGACAGAAGGUUCUUUCAAAGUUGUUACUAAUGUGACUAAUGAAAAAACCACUGUGAUGUAGAUGAGAACCUGUAACCAAAUCAAGACCAGACUGAUGGAAACACAGAUGCCAAAAAAAAAAAAAUCAGAUAUAUGGAAAUAUAUGCAAAGUAAACAUGACAUACUAGUUCAUAUGGAUUUCACAUAUAUAAAAUGUCAAAAUAUUGCAAAAAUUGCCAUUUUUUCAACCAUUAUAUUUAAAAGAGAAACACUAUUGUUAACUUUGCUAUUCUGCUUUUUUUUUCUCAGUAAACCUACAUUAUGACUGAAUGAAUAAAACUUUAAUUCAGUAAAUCCACUGUCUGUACUAUUCCUUUUAUACAUAUGUGUAAACCAUAAUGUAACGCUAUAGAUUUUUUUUCAUGUUAAAAUGAAACCAUAUAUUUUAAAAAAUGACCGUUAAUGGUUGUUUAUUGAAACGGUGUGUAUUUUGUGUGUGGGUGAUCUAAAGUUAUGUUCCUGUAGUAUUUGUAUGAUAGAAGGAUUAUGUGAACCAAUGAAUUUGCAAAUGUCUAAAGAAAGGAAAGCAACAUUCAAAGUUUUGAACACUGGAAAGUCUGUGAUAAAAGUAGUGAGUGUUUAGAAUUUUGUGUCUAGAGUUUUGAAAAUUGACAUCAGGGUUCUGAAAUUUGUGGCAAAAUGAUUCUAAAAAACAAGUGUAAUUGUAUACCAGAUAAAAACUGUUUUAAAAUUACUGAUUACAAGUUAAUACAUGUUUAAUAAAUGUUUAGAGGUGCACAACAAAAACCUUUAAAGGUUGUAAGUAGUCAUACUCAAUCAGAAAUAUAUUGUAAAUGUGCAGCAUAGAUCAGAUUAAGAUCUAUAAACAAUCUAUUUUAUAUCUCAGGCGCUAUAAUAUUUGCCAAUUUGACCGUAGUAAUUCAAUUGAACGUAGUCUUUUAAGUGUUGAAAAAUAGUGUUGAGACAUUUAACUCAUUUGACAUUGUGUAAUUGGGCAGAAAUUUUUAACACAAAGUUAAAACAUAUUUAUCCAAAUAAAAAAUUUUAUUCUGUUUAUUUACAUGGUCUUUAUGAUUUUUGUCCUUUCUGAAACUGCUGUUGAGAAUCUUUAAAAUAAUUAAAAAUACAAUAAAUGA